UAUCAGAAGAAAACACAACAUCAAGCGUUGCAGCUGCCUUGCAUGUCGAAACGAAACCGUUAGGGGGCGCCCUUGUACUGUCCAUGAGUGACACAGCGCGGGAUUCAACAUGUCGGACGGUGGCGAGUGGUGCCUGAUCGAGAGUGACCCUGGCGUGUUUACUGAGCUCAUUAAGGGUUUUGGUGUGAAGGGACUACAGGUGGAGGAGAUCUGGAGUUUGGAUCCGGAGAACUUUGACAAACUCAAGCCAGUCCAUGGGUUGAUUUUCCUGUUUAAGUGGCAGCAGGAGGAAGAACCCAGCGGCUCUGUCGUCCAGGACUCCAGACUCGAUCAUAUCUUCUUUGCCAAACAGGUGAUCAACAACGCGUGUGCGACCCAGGCCAUCCUGAGUGUGCUGCUGAACUGCAGACACCCUGACAUCGAGCUGGGAGAGACACUCGCAAACUUCAAGGAGUUUGUUCAGCACUUUGAUGCAACUAUGAAGGGACUGAGUCUGAGUAACUCUGAUGUCAUCAGGAAUGUACACAACAGCUUUGCAAGACAGCAGAUGUUUGAGUUUGACGUGAAGUCUGCAGGUAAAGACGAUGAUGUUUACCACUUCGUCGGUUACAUCCCCAUCGAUGGACGGCUGUACGAACUGGACGGACUCAAGGACGGGCCCAUAGAUCUAGGUGCAUGUGAUGCUCAUGAUUGGCUGAACACUGCCAGGCCUGUCAUCGAGAAAAGGAUCCAGAAGUACCAGGAUGGAGAGAUCCACUUUAACCUGAUGGCGGUGGUGUCGGACAGGAAGAUGACGUACGAGAGACAACUGACCGACCUCCAGGCACAACUGGCAGCCAUACAGGAUGGUAGCGCCAUGGAGACUGACCAAUCAGACACCAUCCAAUCAGAGAUCGGCAAGCUGCACAUGCUCAUUGGAGAGGAGGAACAGAAGAUGAGAAGAUACAAAACAGAAAACCUGCGAAGGAAGCACAACUACCUCCCCAUGAUCAUGGAACUACUGAAGAUCCUGGCACAGGAGGGGAAGCUGGUCUCACUGGUGGAGAAGGCAAAGGAUAAAACCGCAGAGCUUCAGUCCAAGAAGGAUGCAAAGAAAACGCAAGAGGCAAAAUCCUAGUCAACUGUUUCUACAUUCUGUGUAUUAAAACGGGCUAUAAGCUGUGAUACGGACAGUCUCGUACUUUGGACUUAUAUGAUACAUAAGUCAUAUAAAAACAGGGCCUGCACAUGCAACUUAGCUUUUGUUUUACUCAAGUUUAUACUUAUCUAUUAUCCAAAGGAUUUAUGAAAUUUAGAAAGAGUAAAGUAAAACUAAACUUUAACAGUGUGCAGAGGGUAGGACUAACUGUAGAACAGUAUAAGCCAUAUAAACUAGAAUCAACUAAUAUGGUUGACAGUUUGCUUGCAAUAAGGUAUGCACUUUUUCACUCAGUGAACUUGUUGGUUCUCCAUUGCAUAGUAAUACUAUUCCCACCUUGCCUACAUUUACAUGUAAUCUGUAUUGCCUUUUGCUUGAGCUAUACUCACUCGAAAUGAUAGAAUAUGAAAAGUAUGUUGUUUAAUUAGGUUUUGUGAACUACCCAGUGGGUACUAAUAUCCAUUCAUUCUUUUGGAGGACUUUGUGUGUAUGAUUUUUCAUACAGAUCUGAGAUUGUUGUUUUUUUCGGUUAGUGAUGUUGACACAUCGACAAAUUAAAGGCAUUUUCUAUGGUAAA
This is a messenger RNA of Branchiostoma floridae (Florida lancelet), 1715 nucleotides long. RefSeq names its product ubiquitin carboxyl-terminal hydrolase isozyme L5-like. Bases 110 to 1117 code for a protein of 335 amino acids. Gene Ontology annotation, cellular component: cytoplasm. NCBI's taxonomy places the organism in Eukaryota, Metazoa, Chordata, Leptocardii, Amphioxiformes, Branchiostomatidae. The transcript has 11 exons. Gene Ontology annotation, molecular function: cysteine-type deubiquitinase activity. The record is from RefSeq and is a predicted model, not a curated record. Gene Ontology annotation, biological process: protein deubiquitination; ubiquitin-dependent protein catabolic process.